Molecule: messenger RNA, 3527 nt
Organism: Nilaparvata lugens (brown planthopper)
Lineage: Eukaryota; Metazoa; Arthropoda; Insecta; Hemiptera; Delphacidae
Product: aminopeptidase N-like
Exons: 16
Coding region: 105-2873 (922 amino acids)
Biological process (GO): proteolysis; peptide catabolic process
Cellular component (GO): cytoplasm
Molecular function (GO): zinc ion binding; metalloaminopeptidase activity; peptide binding
Source: RefSeq, a predicted model, not a curated record
UAAUAUUUCUUCUUGGAUAACCAGCAAUCAGUUUCUGCGCGACCGUCCAAGUCGCCGGACCGGUUCCAGUGUUCUUAGUUUGUAGAUUUUGAGUGCGGUCCGAAAUGUUGGAAGCGUGGAAGUGGAAGUGCUUAGCUUUGGCCAGCCUGUUAUCAUGUGCUGCCGGAGUGGUCAAUGAUCCUCAAGGGGUGACUCCAGUAAUACGCCCAGAGGAGGACUACUUCCUGCCAAUCACAAUCUUCCCGCAGCACUAUGACCUGAUGAUAAUGCCAAUAUUCGAGGGAGAGACUCCUGUGUUUGUGGGCUCGUCAGUGAUGACAUUCACAGUCAACCAGACAGGAACCUCUUCAGUCACUUUCCACAAGGGACCCAAUCUGAACCUGGUGCAAUCCACUAUCUCAGUCACAGAUAGCAGUAACAGCUCUCUGAGGAUCCUUAAUCGGGUCUAUGAUACUGAGACGCAGAUGUUCAGCCUAUCUCUGGAGAAGGAACUCGAUCCAACAGAGACCUACAAAAUGGCAAUGAUGUUUGAAGGAAAAAUAACCGAGGCUGGGUUCGGCAUGUUCCGGGGAUCCUACGAGUACCAGAAACUCAGAAGGUACUAUGUUGGAACACAACUGAGGCCAGUGUACACCAGAGAGCUUUUCCCAUGCCUGGAUGAACCGAUUUACAAGUCAGUUUUCACCAUCAGAGUUGCCAGACCACAAUCCUAUGUGAGCAGAUCAAACAUGGAGAUCAUCUACUCUAGUGCUGUUGACAAGAAUGGGAGGAUAACUGAUACAUACGCGGACACUCCACUGAUGUCUGCUUACUUGGUUACCAUAUUUGUAUUUGACUUCCAAUCAAUUCGUAGCACCGAUCAGAGGUUUAUUGGAUGGGCAGAGCCGAACAAAAUCACCCAGAUGGAAUUCAGCCAGCAAAUCAGCCCUCGCCUCGUGAACAUAGCUGAGGCAUACUUCGCCUCCCCUUUCCCUCUCCCCAAAAUGGACCAGAUCGCUCUUCCGCAGUUUGUUGUAAUUGCCAUGGAGAACUGGGGAAUCAACACUUAUCGGGAAAUCAAUGUAUUAGCCGACAGCAAUUCACCAACUCGCCAAUUCCAAACUGUUGGUCGAUUCACCGGCCAUGAAGUUCUCCACCAUUGGAUUGGGGAUUUAGUCACAUUGGAAUGGUGGGAUUACCUAUGGAUACAAGAAGCUUUCGCUAUGUACUUCGAAUACUUCUUUCCCAAUGAGAUGGAUCCAACAUGGAGAAUGAUGGACCAGUUCAUAACAGAUCUGCUAGUCGAAGGCCUUCAUGGUGACAAUGCAGACUCGCCCCUCACCAGUCGAGUGGUGACCCCCGCUCAAAUCACUGCCAAAUUCCAAGGAUUAACUUACACCAAAGGUCCUUCGUUGAUAAGGAUGGUAAAUCAUAUAAUAGGAGAGGACGGGUUCAGGAGUGCAUUGCGGGAUCUCAUACAAACAAAGAAAUAUUCGUCUAUGACACCAGCCGAACUGUGGAGUUUCUUCCAGAACUAUGCUCCAGCAGGCGCUGACAUUACAACAACAAUGCCGAGCUGGACUGACCAGGGUGGCUACCCCGUUCUCAUUGCUGUUAGGGACUUGGAGCAACCCAUCAUGAUACAUUUAUGCCAGCACAGUUUUGACAAACUCAAGUCCGGAAACACCCAGCAAAUAGAAGAUGAUAACAUACUGUGGUCUAUGCCAAUAUCCUAUACAACGAAGAAGAGCGACAACUUUGAGAAUACAAGUGCCAGCAGCUGGUUGAACAGGAAAAGAGAGACAAUGAUUAUCAACGAAUACGAUCCAAAUGAAGACUGGUUCAUAUUCAAUGUUCAGUUCACAGGAUACUACAGAGUGAUGUACGACUCUUUCAACCUUGACAAGCUGAUUCGCCAGCUCUGUGUGGACCACACAAAGAUACACAGACUGAACAGAGCUCAACUCAUUGACGACACAUUCAGUUUUGCCGACAACAAAAUCCUUCCUUAUUCAACUGCUUUGCGUCUAGUCACUUACAUCAAGAAAGAAACUGAUUAUGUGCCCUGGCGUGUUGCACUCAGAGGCUUGAAUCAGAUUGCGACUAGAUUUAUGUAUUCGAAUAUUGGACCAUUGGUGAUGAGGUUUGGAAAAGAUCUUGUUCGAGAUAUUUAUGCCACCACUGGCUUCAAUGAUAGAGCUUCAGAUGAACCUCUCACUAAUUUGAAUAGAGAACAGAUUGUUGAGGCGGCGUGCGUUUACAAUGUCGGAGGCUGUAGGGAGACUGCUGUUAAUACAUUUGCCGACUACAUUAAUGGUGUUAUACCUAAAAUUCCGCAAGAUGUUCAAGACACCGUCAGAUGUUAUGCUGCGAAGGAGGGAACUGCUGACAUUCGGAACUACAUGAAAAAUAUCAUUCAAACUACAACCAACAGUCAGAGGAAAUCUGAAGCCAUCAGAGCAUUAGCUUGCAGUCCGCCUAACUACUUGGGGGGUCUAAUCCUGUACCAGCUCCCAACUGCUGACGCCAAAGAAUUUUUCCAAGCCGUCAUCGCUCGUGAAGAAAACUCUUUCUACGCUUUGAAAUUUCUCAUUCAAAAUCUCAGUGAAUUUAUUGGAAGGUUUGGUGUCACUGAUGUCAAUUCCUUUAUUGGACUAAUUUCGAAUAAAAGGUCCCUAUUUGGAAUGUCAGACUUGGUACUGACAAACCUAUCGGCAGCUAGACAGGGAGACGCGAGUCUAGUGAAGACGGCCACUGACAAGCUCUUAGAGAACUUAAACACCAACAUGGGAUGGCUAUCUGAACGGCUGCCAGGAGUUGAAACAUGGUUCAGCACCCUCUACAACGAAGUUCCACUUGAUGCGCCGGUCGAAAUACGUUGCAUUGCUAGCUGAUAAAAGUAGUGCACUGACUGUUAUGAGUGAGAUUGAAAACUAAUUGUGCAAAAGAACAAUUGAUUUACAGUUUUGAUCUUUUUUGUAUUGUUAUUUGAUCUCCAUUUCUAUGAAUUCAAGGAGAACCUAUGAAAAUGAAUAAUUCCCUUUCUGUCAGGGAUUCAAUAGUUCUAGAGUAGAAUAAGUUGAGUCUACUACUGAUAGCUAUUCAUUGACAAAUUCUUGUAAAUUAUUAUUCUCAAGCCAACAAUCAGGGCAUAAAGCCAAUAGGUUAUAAUAUAUGCCUAGGCUAUCAGAAUUGAUCUGAAAAUUAAGCUUCGUUCAACCACUGUACAACCUACAACUAACUUAUAGCCUAUUUAGUAGCGUGCCUAUUUCUAAUAUGUCUAACUAAAAAAUAACACAAAUAUGAAUUUAGUAGAUUGAAUAAGAGACAAUAAUUGUUAGUUUAAGAAAAAAAACAAUGAAUCGAAUUAGAAAUAAUAAUCAAAUUAAUUGUUAGUUUCAUAAAAAAUUGGCAUGAGCCUCUUGAACAAUAGAAGAAUAUAUCUAUUUAUUUCCUAAUGAAUUGAAUAAAAGAUCAUUGUUUGUCUUGAUAAUAACCAUGAGCUUUUCAGCCAGGACAAGGUCAUCAUCAUAAUAUGAUCUACACUU